This is a messenger RNA of Prosopis cineraria, 3077 nucleotides long. Its product is annotated as pentatricopeptide repeat-containing protein At4g17616. The transcript has a single exon. The coding region runs from base 279 to 2402 and encodes 707 amino acids. The record is from RefSeq and is a predicted model, not a curated record. NCBI's taxonomy places the organism in Eukaryota, Viridiplantae, Streptophyta, Magnoliopsida, Fabales, Fabaceae. Gene Ontology annotation, molecular function: protein binding.
CACGCGGUAAGCUUUCCGUCAUUCCGUGUGAAUUUUUUUUGGUUAAACUGAAAGUGGUGUUUUUUUAAGUGAGUAGCCGUAUCCCAACCGUAUCUGAAUAUGUAUUGUCUUUAAAUAAAUACUGAUAAUAAUUUUGAUACGCCGGAAUAUGUCUCCUGGUGCAUUCGACACGGAUUAUUGGGUUUUUUCUUUUUGCACGACUCGGUGCUUUUGGUGUUUGAUAACCGAACGUCUUUUGGGUGCAUUUGAAUGCUCAAUAUAAAUACCGAGGUAUUGGGAUGGUGUUUGGUUUCACCAAAGAAAUUUUAUCACUUAAUCACUGCAUUAAGUGCUGUUUGCUUAGAAAGGCCUCUGCCCUUCGGAGGACUGCCUUGACGUCAAACGUUUGUGAAUAUGUCUGCAAUUUUCAACUUCGAGGGUCUCAGGUGUCAUAUAUUUACUGCAUACAGUUCAGUCGCGCUCUGCAAAAUUCUUCCACUUGUAACCCCUGCGAAAGAUUACCUUGGGAAGGUUCCUCUCAUGAAAUUCUGUUGACGAAGCUUGAAAGUUCUUUGAAUAAUCAUCAAGUUCAAGAGGCAUGGGAAUACUUUCAUGAUUUUAAAAGCCUUUAUGGCUUUCCUGCGGGUUUUCUAGUGAAUCAGCUGGUUGUUCAAUUAUCUUACACAUCUAAUCAUGUGUGGUUACGAAAAGCAUGUGUCCUGGCCUUGCAAAUUGUCAAAGAGAAGUCAAACUUCCUUCAGUCUGAUACCUUAACUAAACUUUCUCUCUCUCUAGCAAGGCUGCAAAUGCCAGUCCCUGCCUCAAUGAUUCUGAGGGUGAUGCUGGAGUCCAAGUGUGUACCCCCUAUGAAUUUAUUGUCAUUGAUUUUUUUGCAUAUGGUCAAGACAGAAAUUGGAGCACACAUCGCAUCCAAUUAUCUGGUUCAAGUUUCUGGUUGUUUUAAAUCCUUAAAUGAGAAAAAAGUUCACGAGGCAGUGCUGGUCAAACCGACUACAGUGAUCUUUAACCUUGUGCUUGAUGCUUGUGUGAGAUUCAAAUUAUCAUUGAAAGGUCAAUGCAUCAUGGAUUUAAUGCCAGUGACUGGCACAGUGGCCAAUGCACACUCAAUUGUCAUUAUCUCACAGAUACUAGAGAUGAAUGGUUUGAGAGAUGAAAUGAAGGAAUUAGGGAGCCAUAUUGAUGGAGUAUCAACUCCUUACCUUCCUCAUUAUCGUCCUUUCUAUGAUAGCUUGCUGAACUUGCACUUCAAAUUUAAUGACAUUGAUGCUGCUGCUGAGCUUGUUUUGGGUAUGAAUAAACAACAUGGUUGUGGUGUUAAUAAGGAGGAUAGGAAACACGUGCAAAAGCCUUUCCUUGUUGCAAUUGGAUCUCAUCACCUCAAGAAUGGAUUGAAGAUACAGUUUGAUUCUGAGCUGCUGCAGAAGGAUACUGUCCUUAAAGUGGAAGGCAGACAACAUCUUAUCUUUUAUAGGGAAGGAAAACUUGUCCUUAGUAACAGGGCUCUUGCCAAGUUCAUUAGUCGGUACAAGAAAGAUGGGAGGAUUAGUGAACUGACAAAACUUUUGUUGAGCAUUCAAGUAAAUAUGUGUUCAUUAGCAGGAUCUAGCUUAUGUUCUGAUGUGAUUGGUGCUUGCAUUCAGUUCGGCUGGCUUGAAUCUGCCCAUGAUAUUAUGGAUGACAUGGAAGCCUAUGGGUGUAGAAUGGGCUUAGAUGCAUACAUGUAUCUUCUGUCAGCAUAUUACAAAAGAAAAAUGCAUAGAGAAGCAAAGGCUCUAAUAAAACAAAUGAAAAGGGCAGGUUUUGAUGAAAACUUAUCUGAUGACACUAUUAACAAACUUGUUCUCGACACAGAAGCAUCAUAUUCAUUUGUUUUGUCAGAUUUAGCAGUCACUUUGGGUGAAGUAUUGAAAGAUGAAGAGAUGUUUUCCCCUACAGUGUAUGAGCUUAAUUCUUGUAUCUACUUUUUUAGCAGGGCAAGAAUGAUUGAAGAUGUGUUGAAGGCAUAUAGAAGAUUAAAAGAAAAAAAUAUUCAGCCCACAGUCCAAACAUUUGCUUAUAUGUUAUAUGGAUAUUCAUCCCUGGGUAUGUACCGUGAAAUCACAAUUUUAUGGGGAGACAUUAAGAGAUUCAUGAGUAACGGCAGUUUAAAGCCAAAUAGAGAUCUGUAUGAGUUACUACUGCUAAAUUUCAUUCAAGGUGGUUAUUUUGAGAGAGUGAUGGAGGUCAUUGGACAUAUGAGAGACCAAAACAUGUACACUGAUAAGUGGAUGUACAAAAGUAAUUUCCUAAGAAUUCAUAGGAAUCUUUAUAGGAGUUUAAAAGCAUCGGAUGCUAAAACAGAAGCACAAAGCAAAAGAUUUGAGUAUGUUCAGGCUUUUAGGAAGUGGGUGGGUAUUGAUUAAACAUCUCGAGUAAUGUUUAUGAAUUGAUGCAUCCGCAUAAUUUCCUGCUAACCCUUGGUGUCUUAUCACAGUCAAUGUUAUUUACUGAGGCAUAUUUGUGAUCUAUCAGUGUUAGUUCUGUUUCAACUCCAGUGUUCUUGGAAAAUGGGAGUGAAGUAUAUGAGAACGAGUUUCUCCAAUACUGAUGGUGUAACAUCUCAAUACAAUGUAAAUGGAUUUGAAUGAUUUUCAGAUUCUGAUAAAUAGUGGAAUCGAUUCACUGAUGUCAUGCUAUCCUUUGGUGAAAUAUGGCACGCUGCUGUCUUCUGUUAUGAAAGGAUGUAGCAGUAAUCCGUUCUCACUAUUUGCCACGGAAUUGUAGGAUAUCUGGCAAAUACACCUUUUCCAUUCACUCAUUUAAGCUUGAUGAUGCCUAAACAGCUCCUCUUUAUGUCCCACAAGAAAAUUUUAUUUGACUGUAAAUUGAACGGAUCUAUAAGUGUGGCUUUUAUUUUGUAGUAGAAUAACUGUCCCAUAUUCUAUAUGUAUUGGAUAUUGCUGUCGAGCUCAUCUAAGCUACACAAUUUGGGCACUAUGCCUUCCAAAAGUAAUUUGAACAUUGUAUGGCUUUCCACGUUCAUGCGUCUGGUUUGGGAGAUUAAUUAAUAAUAAUUUCUCUCUCUCUCUUUGUCUUUA